AUGGUUGGCGGAAAUCCACUACACGAUGUGUACGGAUUUAGGUAUUGGAACAAUCCCGGUGCUUUUGUGGAACAUAUUCGGCCGGGUAACACAGGUAGAUUCCUGGGUCUGCUCGCAUGCAUGUCGCAAGCUUCUUUCACCGUCUGUGGCCCGGAGUAUAUUUCCAUCGUAGCUGCGGAAACGGAGCAACCACGCAAGAUUCUUCCAACGGCAUUCAAGUCCUUUGUCUGGCGCCUACUUGGUUUCUACGUCAUCGGUGCUCUCUGUCUUGGAAUUGUAGUCCCAUAUAACGACCCUACUCUUGCCGCUACCAUCUCCGGAGAUGCUCCUAGUGGGACUGGUGCCAGUUCGCCCUACGUUAUCUCCAUGGAUCACUUCAACAUACCCGGCCUUGGGAGUCUUGUAAAUGCCCUUAUCAUGACCUCUGUAUUCUCCGCAGGCAACGGACUCUUAUUUUCUGCAACACGUUGUCUCCAUGGAAUGUCACUUGAAGGCAAAGCACCAAGAUUUUUAUCAAAAUGCUCAAAAUGGGGUGUUCCAUACUACUCAGUAUUGGUUGCUCUUGCAUUCUGCCUCCUAGGCUUUCUGCAGGCUGCUAAAAGCUCUAGCUCGGUUCUUGGCUGGCUUGUGGAUCUGAUCACUGCCUGUCAACUAAUCAACUAUAUGGCAACAAUAGUUGUCUACCUCCACUUCAAAGCAGCUCUGGAUGCUCAAGGAAUUGACAGAAAGAAUCUUCCAUAUAGAGGAUUCUUACAGCCCUAUGCCGCUUACUAUGCUCUUGGAGGUACAACAAUCAUGUUGCUUGUUCUUGGCUAUUCUUUGUUCUUUCCCGGAGGCUGGAGUUAUCUUUACUUCUUUCUCGACUACUCUAUGAUCGCAGCCUUCCCGCUAGCUUUCAUUGGCUGGAAGAUAAUCAAGAGGACCAAGUAUAUUCGUCCAGGUACCGCAGAUCUAACAGUAGGGGGAAUGAAGCAGGAGAUUGAUAGGUAUGAGGAAACUUUCAUACCUCGGCCAACAGGAAAGUUUGAAACUGCUUUUGACCGUCUUUUUGAACCAAAGAAAGACAUAUAA
Messenger RNA from Lachnellula hyalina, 1071 nucleotides. RefSeq names its product General amino acid permease. The record is from RefSeq and is a predicted model, not a curated record. Lineage: Eukaryota; Fungi; Ascomycota; Leotiomycetes; Helotiales; Lachnaceae. Gene Ontology annotation, molecular function: amino acid transmembrane transporter activity. Gene Ontology annotation, cellular component: membrane. Gene Ontology annotation, biological process: amino acid transmembrane transport. The coding region runs from base 1 to 1071 and encodes 356 amino acids. The transcript has 3 exons.